Messenger RNA from Microthlaspi erraticum, 3555 nucleotides. NCBI's taxonomy places the organism in Eukaryota, Viridiplantae, Streptophyta, Magnoliopsida, Brassicales, Brassicaceae. The record is from the annotation of a GenBank genome assembly.
AUGCUCACUGGUCUAAGCCAAAGCCGCGUAGAGUUCCGAGCGAGGGAAGCUAGUGAUCUUUAUACACGCUGCAUAGGCUGGUUCAUCUGCAGCGAUCAGAGUCGUCUUCUAGAUUACCCUUUCUGGACAGCUGGUAGAGAAGGCUGUGGCCACCCGGACUUCAAGCUCGAAUGCAACGCAAAUUUUCCAGAGCUAAACAUCUCAUCCGUGAAGUACAGAAUCAUGCAGCCAAACUAUGACUCAACUGAUAUGAUAAGACUUGCCAGAUCGGAUUAUAUCGGCUAUCUUUGUCCGAACGAUCCUUCAAGUGCGCCAUUCAACGAAGAAGUCCUUCCAUUUGCUCCUAAUACAGAACUGAUAACAAUUUACCACGAUUGCAGCCGAGACUUUUCACAGUCUGUUUCUACUUAUGUUGGAAACCUUACUUGUGAGAAUGAUAGUGAUGAAGGAAGAAGCUACUAUGUGACAAGAAACAUCUCGUCCGCUCUACUUAAUGGGAUUAGAGACUCUUUAAACGACUUUGGGAGAUUUUGCAGAAACGUCAGCAUUCCUGCAUCUGGGCCUUCGCUGAACAGAUUGCUGAACGAUCGGACUCGAGAUAAUCUGCUGAUGGCUCUUGCAUAUGGUUUCGAGCUUGGAGUUAGCCAAGAAUGUCUGACGUGCAAGAACUCUGGUGGUGUUUGUGGAUAUAACCAGACCCUUCCCUCAACUGGAUUCGUCUGUUAUUGUGAAGAUGAGCAGCCACUUACUCGUAUUUGCAUUAAUACAAAAAAGGACCUCUCUAAGGGAGUACAAGCAGGCAUUGGUUCUGCUACUGGAUCAGCAAUUGUCAUUCUUAUAGCCGGAUUGAUCUGUACCAUCAUCAUUGGGAGAAGGGAGACGCAGGCAUCUCAACACACAACAACAAGCAAAGAAUUGCCAAUAACGUCUUAUUCAAGCAAAGAACCAUCUAGCUAUCCAACUUCCACAACAGUAUCCAGCAGCAAGAAGAAUUACAAAGUCGUAUGUUGGGGAAGAAAGACAUCAGAUGAUCCCAGACAACAGAAGCUAAAGGCCCUUAUACCACUGAAACAUUAUAACUACGCGCAAGUAAAGAGAAUGACAAAGUCAUUCGCCGAAGUGGUUGGGAGAGGUGGAUUUGGAACUGUCUAUAGAGGAACCCUUUGCGAUGGCCGUAGUGUUGCGGUGAAGAUCUUGAAAGACUCAAAGGGUAAUAAUGAUGAGGACUUCAUCAACGAAGUUUCAAGCAUGAGCAAGACCUCUCAUGUCAACAUUGUUGACCUUCUUGGAUUCUGCUCUCAAGGUACCAAGAGAGCGAUUAUUUACGAAUUUUUGGAGAAUGGAUCUCUUGAUAGGUUCAUCUCAAGCAAUACCUCAAUCAAUAUGGACUGGACGACACUUCACAAUAUCGCUCUAGGUGUUGCUCGAGGACUAGAGUACUUGCACCAUGGCUGCAAAUCAAGAAUUGUACAUUUCGACAUAAAACCACAUAAUGUACUCUUAGAUGACAAUUUUUGCCCCAAAGUUUCUGACUUUGGCCUCGCUAAGCUCUGCGGGAAGAAAGGAAGCUUGAUGUCACUACUAGACACAAGAGGAACGAUUGGUUACAUUGCACCAGAAGUGUUUUCAAGAAUGUACGGUAGAGUGUCCCACAAGUCAGAUGUGUAUAGCUACGGAAUGUUGAUUCUUGAGAUGAUAGGAGCAAGGAAAAAGGAAAGAGCUGAUCAAAACUCUGAAUCAAACGCAAGCUCAAUGUACUUUCCUGAGUGGAUAUACAAGGAUCUUGAGAAGAGAGACAAUGAAAGGCUUAAUGGGAAUGGAAUCACCUGCGAAGAAGAGGAGAUAGAAAAGAAAAUGACAUUGGUGGGUUUAUGGUGUAUUCAGCCUUCUCCAUCGGAUCGCCCAUCGAUGAACAGAGUGGUGGAGAUGAUGGAAGGAAGUGUUGAUGUUCUUGAAGUCCCUCCUAGGCCUGUUUUCCAAAUUACACCAGCGCCGUUUGAAGAAUCCUCUACCCUCUCAGAGGACAUUUCGUGUGGGAACAUCACCGCUGGUUUCCCCUUCUCCGGAGAGAAUCGUCCCCUAGCUUGUGGUUAUCCAUCGCUGAGGCUUCACUGCUAUAAAAACAAAACCUCUAUAAUCAUCUCAAACCAUCUGUACGAUGUUCUUGAUAUAGAUCAAACAUCUAACACUCUUAGACUCUCCAGAGCAGAGCUUCUAGGUUCUUUUUGCAACGUUACAUUCACAGCCACUACUUUACCUGCCGAGAUCUUUGAGCUUUCUCCAAACUACAAACACCUCACUGUUUUCUACCUCUGCGAUCCUAAGCUUCUUUAUCGUUCCAGUCAUACAUGUCCUGGAACAGGUCCCGUCUCAGUGUCUGAAAGCCUUGAUUAUGAAAACACCUGCGAUGCCAGUUUCAGAGUUUACGUUCCUAAGAGCUUCGUUCCAGAAGAGAAAGAGUUGAAUAUUACAAAUCUGGAAAGUGCUUUGAGUCAAGGGUUUGAGAAGAUACCACACAGGUUUGCUGCAAGGAGGUCUCAAUAUCAGGAUGCGAUAAACUCUACCUACCUUAUGAUGACCAAGAAUGUUCGGUUUGCAUGGAAUCUGGAAUCUGGGGGUGUUUGUGGAUAUAAUCAGACGCAGACAUCAAGUGAAUUAGUCUGCCAUUGUACAGACGAGCCAAAUAACCGCUAUUUCUGCGGUUCUUAUGUCCCCCCAAAUGCGGCAAAUGGAAGAAGUAAAUUCGGUGUAGGAAGAAGUAGAUUCGGUGUAGUGGCAGGUUCAGUAGGAGGUGGUUUUAUGUUUCUGUCCCUUGUCUUAGCAAUAUUUCUCCAAAUUUUCUCAAAGAGAAACAGAAAAGAAUCAGAAGAAUUGAGUCAACAAAACAUCAAGGCUCUUAAUCCACAACAGGACUCCAAGGCCCAACAAAACCUCAAGGCUCUUAAUGCACAGCAGGACCUCAAGGCGCUUAUUCCACUGAAGCAGUAUAGUUACGCAACAGUGAAGAGAAUUACAAAGUCAUUCGCCGAAGUGGUUGGCCAAGGCGGAUUUGGAACUGUUUAUAGAGGAACACUUUGUGACGGUCGUAGUGUUGCCGUGAAGAUCUUGAAAAACUCAAAGGGUACUAAUGGUGAAGACUUCAUUAAUGAAGUUGCAAGCAUGAGCCUAACUUCUCAUGUCAACAUUGUCACUCUGUUAGGAUUCUGCUCUGAAGGUUCCAAGAGAGCAAUUCUUUAUGAGUUUUUGGAAAAUGGGUCUCUCGAUAAGUUCAUCUCAAGCAAGAAGUCAUCGGGUAUGGACUGGAUGGCACUUUAUAAAAUUUCACUAGGAGUUGCUCGUGGUUUAGAGUACUUGCAUCAUGGCUGCAGAACAAGGAUUGUACACUUCGACAUAAAACCACAUAAUGUUUUGUUAGAUGACAAUCUUUGUCCGAAAGUUUCAGACUUUGGCCUUGCUAAGCUUUGCAAGAAGAAAGAAAGCAUCUUGUCACUACCUGGACACAAGAGGAACAAUAGGGUACAUUGCACCCGAAGUUUUUUCAAGAAUUUACAGUAG